CUCGGGGCUGGCUUUCUCAGUGGCUCCCAUCUCUCCGCCUUUCCCGACAGUCUCCAUGCAAGUGAGCGCUCUGGCCAGACUUUGCCAGUGGCCAAGUCUAGAUUGGCUCUGAAGUGAUUCCUCAGCAGCAGCUGCUGUAGCAGGUUGGACCAUGGCAGCAGGAGUAGCAGCUUGGUUGCCAUUUGCACGGGCAGCAGCCAUAGGAUGGAUGCCAGUGGCCACAAAUCCCAUGCCAGCUGCUCCCCGGCAGGAGAGAAAGCGAAGCCAGGACUCUCUGAUUGUGCUGAACGUGAGUGGUACCCAGUUCCAGACAUGGCAGGACACCUUGGAGCGCUACCCUGAUACACUGCUGGGCAGCUCGGAGCGGGACUUUUUUUACCACCCAGAGACACAGCAGUAUUUUUUUGACCGGGAUCCUGACAUCUUCCGUCACAUCCUCAACUUCUAUCGUACAGGGAAGCUGCACUACCCUCGACAAGAAUGUAUAUCAGCUUAUGACGAGGAGCUGGCCUUCUUUGGCAUCAUCCCUGAGAUCAUAGGCGACUGCUGCUAUGAGGAGUACAAGGAUCGCCGGCGUGAGAAUGCUGAGCGCCUGCAAGAUGAUGCAGAUCAGGAUCAUGCGGCUGAGUGUUCCCUGCCUUCCAUGACAACUCGGGAGAGAAUGUGGCGGGCCUUCGAAAAUCCACACACAAGUACGCUGGCCCUGGUCUUCUACUAUGUCACUGGCUUCUUCAUUGCUAUCUCUGUCAUUGCCAAUGUGGUGGAGACAGUGCCCUGUGGGGUAAACCCUGGUCGAAUCAAGGACCUGCCCUGUGGGGAGCGCUAUGCUGUGGCUUUCUUCUGCCUGGAUACUGCCUGUGUCAUGAUCUUCACUGUUGAGUAUCUGCUGCGUCUGGUGGCAGCCCCCAACCGCUACAAGUUUGUGCGCAGUGUCAUGAGCGUUAUUGAUGUAGUGGCCAUCAUGCCCUAUUACAUUGGUCUGGUGAUGACUGAUAAUGAGGAUGUCAGUGGGGCCUUUGUGACAUUGCGUGUCUUCCGUGUCUUCCGGAUCUUUAAGUUUUCCCGCCACUCACAGGGGCUGCGCAUCCUGGGUUACACGCUAAAAAGCUGUGCCUCGGAGUUGGGCUUUCUCCUCUUCUCACUGACCAUGGCCAUCAUCAUCUUUGCCACGGUCAUGUUCUAUGCAGAGAAAGGUUCGUCAUCCAGCAAGUUCACCAGUAUCCCUGCGGCCUUCUGGUACACCAUCGUCACUAUGACAACGCUGGGGUAUGGUGACAUGGUGCCGAAGACAAUAGCUGGGAAGAUUUUUGGUUCAAUUUGUUCCCUGAGUGGGGUCUUAGUCAUUGCUCUGCCAGUUCCUGUAAUUGUCUCCAACUUCAGUCGUAUCUACCACCAGAAUCAACGAGCAGACAAGCGCAGGGCACAAAAGAAAGCCAGACUUGCUAGAAUUCGAGCAGCAAAGAGUGGGACGGCUAAUGCUUACAUGCAGAGCAAACGAAAUGGCUUACUGAGUAACCAGCUUCACCAGUCCAACAAGGAGGAAGAACAGAACUUUCUUAGCAAAUCUGGCUCUUCCUUUGAAACACAGCACCACCACCUGCUUCACUGUCUGGAAAAAACCACGGGUUUAUCUUAUGUUGUGGAUGAUCCCAUCUUAUCAAUAAGCUGUUCAACACCAUUUAAGAAUCACGAGUUUGUGGAUGAACAUGUCUAUGAAGACAGCUGCAUGGAGGUAUCCACAGUCAAUCGAUCCUCAAGCGACAGCCCCUCUCUCUCUUCCCAACAAGGCGUUACCAGCACUUGUUGCUCACGACGACAUAAAAAGACUUUCCGCAUUCCAAACACCAAUAUAACUGGCAGCCGCCCAGGCAGCAUACAAGAACUUAGUACCAUUCAGAUCAGAUGUGUGGAGAGAACAUCUCUAUCUAACAGCCGAUCCAGUUUAAAUGCCAAAAUGGAAGAGUGUGUUAAACUAAACUGUGAGCAGCCUUACGUCACAACAGCAAUAAUCAGCAUCCCAACACCCCCAGUGACCACACCUGAAGGGGAUAAUAGGCCAGAAUCUCCCCCAUAUACAGGUGCAAAUAUUGUCAGAGUAUCUGCUUUAUAAAACAAUUAGAAUAAAGACCACUUGCCAGCUGAGCUCUAGCAAUGAGAAGAGUUCUGGAGAAGGAGAGAGCUGGAAAAGACAAUACCCCCUUGGUCAGUGUUACCUCAGCCACAGAUUGAGGGGGUCAGAAGAAUUAAAACAUUUUGGGUUUCAGUGUUGUACUGCGUGAAGCAGGCAACCAAACAGAGUUUCUACACAGCGUCUGAACGGUUAUACAGCGCAAUCUUCUGUGACCAUUUUGACUUACUAUAUGAGCACAAUGAAAUGUCCCCCAUUGAUGCUUCUUAUUACCAUGGGAACUUUUUAAAAAAAAUAAAUAAACAAAACAAACAAAAAAUACCCCACGUUUGGACAUUAUGUUCCGGCUGAAUGCAAAACAACAAUGAAAAACAUUUUGAUAACGUCAUUUUUUCCUGUUGAUAAACCAUGAACUUGUUGACAAACUCCCUAUUGUUAAAAAAAAAGAAGAAGAAAAAGGGGGGAAAACAAAAUGCUCAUAGGAAAUAUGUUUGUACUGACUGGCAGAAAUACAACCAUAGUGCAUGCUGAAAUUCUUUGGAGCUGUGAUCUCAGUUUACUUAUGUUGUUUUUCAGAUUAGGCAUGAUAAAAUAUUACUGUAGAAAGGGGCAUUUCUGUGCACUUACUGCUGAUUGUCAAUGUUCCAUGGUAGUUGUACAAAUAACUUACCUUUGGAAAAUGCAGUAUUUCUUACUCAAAUACUCAUUAGCGAACUCAAGGUGUUCAGUUAGUUCAAUAUUUAUUAUUGUUUUAUCUUGCUUCCUUGGUACUGCUACAACUGCAAUAAUUCAUUGUAUAUCUGUUGUAUCAGGAAUCAGGAUUAAUUUGUUUAAAUAUUUUGCACAACUUCAUCUACACCCUGAACCCCGUGGAUAGAAAAUAUUUUCUCUAAUGUGGAGAAGUUUUAAAUAACCAUAUAAUCAAAACUUUGUCUCACAAAUGUACUUUUCAGUCAUACUUCUUUUUGUCCACUGUAAUCUCUAUUUUCAUGAUGCAGCACAUUUAUCUGAUCUAAUGUUGCUUUCUUCUUUGGGAUUCCAAGACUCUUCAUGAAGUGGCUUAAUCUUUUGUUCUGCAAACAUUUGCCUACCUUUGUAUUUCCUGAACCAGUCUUCUAAUGUAGUGUUACAGUGUCAAUCCCAUUUGAAAUGAAAUUAAGGGGUUUUGUGACAAACUAACACUGAGCUCUAAACCUCUUUGUUUUUCUGCAGUAUCCAGAAUAUUGUCUAUGUUGAGCAUUGGAAGACAUUUAGUGAAAACAGUUUGCUAAAACUCUCCUUGUAGUUAUCUGUAAACUAGCAUCCAAAAAUUUAUUUGGGGCUUCAUAUCUUGUAAGACUGUACCCAAGAAACACUGAUAAACUAGAGAUUUGAGAUUUUCUGCAAAAUUAUGAUUGACUCCAGCGGGAAUUUAGCUGUAGGAUCAGGGCCAUAAAUGGACAUUAAGACUUUACUAUUUAAAAAUGCCUUUUUGCUUCAUUGUCUUAUGGAAAUCUACAUUUUCUUACCAAAAGAUUUCUGCUAACUGCAGUUUUAUUUACUAGAAGACAAGAACGUUAAGAGGUUUGUCAUCUUGAAAAUGCUGUGCACAUGAAAAAGUAGGUGUUUAUAGCAGAAAUACUGUAUCAGCAGAAAUUACCGCAUGGCUCCAUAUAAAUAUAUAUAUAUGCCAAUCAAAAAGCUCUAUGCAUUAGAAGACAUUACCACAAGUGAAAAACAUAGUUAUUUAAAUAGUUUGAAUGUUGUAUGUUUCAUACUUUAUGGUACCAAUUACUAACUACUCCCUUGACUGAACUUAACAUUUAUAUUAAGAGGAAAUACACUAUGAAAGUAGAACUUUGCUAAUUUACACCCUUUUUACUCCACACAACUAGUUGCUGGUCUCGCCUUAUCUAUAAGCAAAGAUUUAAAACCAGAUGCUGUAAUGAAGGCUGAGAUUUUAUUUUUACAAAGUAUGCUACAGAAUAUUCACUACUAUGAUAUUGUCCUAAAUUACAACUAAAUUACACCUGACAAAAGAAGAGAGUAUAUUUUGCAAUGGGUGAUCCUUGUUUUCUUAAUGUUUGUUCACUUAUUCACAAACUUGGUUAAUUUGCUAUGCAGUUCCCAUUCAUUUGUGUAAAAUAGCAAGUUUCUACGGUUUAUAUAAAUGGAAUCAAAACUUGAAUUUCUUUUAAGGAACCAACAAACUGAUUUUUCACUGACUAACAGUGAACAUAUCAAGUAAUUCCACUGAAAUCAAUUAUUUUGAUCUCCUCUCUCUUACAGUGUUGUAAAGCUGGGUUCACUACAUUAGUUUUUACUUGCUUCCUACGUCUACUCAUAAUUUCUCGUGGAAAAAAGACUGGCUUUGUUCCUAGCAUUUGCUGAAACAGUUACUGAUAUGAAAACUGCUCUGAUAUUAACAAUCUAUUACAGCUUCUUCUUUCUCACAUGGUGCUUCUUAAUUAAUUACAAUAUAAGAUGGCAGUUGCUGAAAACCAUUUGGGACAAGCCCUGAACUGAGUUAUGCCUUGUGCAAUCCCAUUGACUCCACUGAGAUCACACAGGGUUUAAGAAUUUGGCCUCUUAAUUUUAUUUUUCAUAUGGACUAAAGAAACUGCAAUACAGCAAUAUUUGCAUAGCGGUUACUCCCCGAUUACAAGUUUUAUCUUCUUUUUUAAAGUACAGGUUAAGAAAUAAUUUGGCAAGAUUUUUCAGAAUGCCAUUCUUGUCUAUUUCCAUAUAUCACUUAUGCAAAAUGAUUAAUUUAUUUUGAAUUUGGAAAAUAAACAUUCUUUUGGUGUUCUAGGUGAUUUAAAUGCUGUUUUGGUAGUGAAUGACUGUUGAUGACUGUGUAAAAUCCAUCUGUGCUGUAAAUGAAAUGUAAUUAUUUCUGUGUAUCAUACAAAGAAUCCAAGGUUGUUGUUUUUGACAAUUUUGUUUGAAAUUCAUUUAACGUAUUUCAGAAGACAGCAUAAUACAUGUGUUAUGCUGAAUGAAUAGACAGCAGAGGAAUAUUUAAAUAAAAGAUCUGCAUGCUUGAACGGGACAACCUGGUUUUUCAGUGACUU
Malaclemys terrapin pileata is the source of this 5181-nucleotide messenger RNA. RefSeq names its product potassium voltage-gated channel subfamily D member 2 (gene KCND2). The coding region runs from base 152 to 2110 and encodes 652 amino acids. The record is from RefSeq and is a predicted model, not a curated record. Gene Ontology annotation, cellular component: voltage-gated potassium channel complex; membrane. Gene Ontology annotation, molecular function: protein binding; voltage-gated monoatomic ion channel activity involved in regulation of postsynaptic membrane potential; A-type (transient outward) potassium channel activity. The transcript has 8 exons. Gene Ontology annotation, biological process: potassium ion transmembrane transport; protein homooligomerization. NCBI's taxonomy places the organism in Eukaryota, Metazoa, Chordata, Testudines, Emydidae.